CUUUUACCAUUCGUAAUUCUGUGUCAAAACAUAAGCAAUAGAUAUUGUGUAAGGUUUACUGAUGAAAAGUAGGUAUCGAUAGGAGGUGACGUUAACAAGGAAACAACACCCGGCUUUUGACGUGGCGAUAUAAAUGAAUAAAUGUAAGGUGGCCUCUUGAGUGAAUCACAACAUUUUGCAAACAGAUUGGUCGUUUCAUUUGACGUCGGAAGAUGGAGAAGUACGUCACCGGAGAAGAAUUUCGUGGACUGUGGAAGAUUUUUUUCGACUUUCUGUCAGCUUUACCAGCGGGUAAGCCACCGGUGGAAGUCGCAGUGGGCGGAAUCAAGCUACCACCAGGAGCAGCUGACGUGGCAGAGGCAUUCAAGCAAUGGGACGUUAGGCAGGAUGACGUGUGGGUGGUCACGUAUCCCAAAGCAGGCACAACCUGGGCCCAGGAGAUUAUGUCCUGCGUCAUGUACGACGGAAACCUCGAAGAAAUCAACAAGAAGCCCACAAUGUUCCGAGUUCUGUUCCUGGAACUUGAACUUCCAGAGCGUGUCAGGCAAAUGAAAAAUCUUCCAUCAAACCUUCAAAUCGCUGAGGAGAUGCCGUCUCCCCGUGUUCUCAAGUCACACAUGCCGGGCCAGCUUCUCCCGCCUCAGCUGUGGGAGAAGAGACCCAGGAUCGUCUACGUCAUGCGCAACCCCAAGGACCUCGUGGUCUCCUACUUCUACUUCAUGAAGAUGGCCAACCCAUCACCGGACUCACUGAGUGAAUCCUUCGGGCAGUUCUUCGACAAGAUGCUCAGGGGAGACGUUUCUUAUGGACCAUGGUGGGAUCAUUAUUUGUACUUCUGGCAGCAACGUCACGAGCCCAACAUCCUGUUACUGCAGUAUGAAGACAUGAAAAGGGAUCUGAGAGGUAACGUUGAGAAGAUCAGUCAGUUCUUGGGCAAACGCCUUUCAGCCGAGACACUGGAUGCAAUCACGGAACACUGCACCUUCGCCAACAUGAAGAAGAACCCCAUGGCCAACCUGGACUACAUGUUCGCACAGGAGGAGAAACCGGUGGCCUUCAUGAGAAAAGGUAUCGUCGGGGAUUGGAAGAACCACUUCACUGUGGCACAGAACGAAGCCAUGGACGCCCUCAUUAAGGAGAAGUUGCACGGUACCGGACUCACCUUCGACUUCAGUUAGCCAAUCAACUAAUUCGCCAAUCAAAUGAAAGCAGGGUCAAGAAUCUAAUUGUCUUCGUUGAGCAAGUUCGAACAAAGACAAUGUUGCAUCCAGUAGUUCGACUAUAAAACCCCAUAGAAUGCAUUUUAUGGGAGUCGACAUGUGCAUUUUAUGGUUGGACUUGUCAGUAGUUUUCUCGGAUUCUUUACCUUAAAUGAACAUUAUCAAAACGAUGAAUUUGAAGAAACGGUAGCAUAAACAAAUCAAAUGAUUGGAACCAGGGAUCUUGCCAUUCAUAGUUAAUCGCACUAUCCAAUAUACUAAUGUUGUAGCUUGAUGAUAUUCGUUGACGAAAUAUAACGUAGUUAAAGUAUUGAGUUGACGUAAUUGUUUAUUUCUCAUGAAUAAACGAAAUAUUCCAAUCGAAAGUACUGAAAAAAUCGUGACCAAAUUACACGGUCAAACGUUUGUGCGGAAGAUUGACUUAAUAGAGAUGUUAAUGCGCGGCUUGUACUGAAACGCCAGGGUACUGGCUUUUCAGAACCAAUUUUAGAGUCAACAUUUGAACUAUUGACAUGGGAAGUCCGACGUCCGAAAUCAUUAGGGGCGGCUAGACGCCCUAAAUGGCGAAAGAUCGACUGUUUCCUUGGGGCCCUGGGUUAUAAACUAAAACAAUACAAGUCAUUGAACAAUAAAUACAAAGUACAACCAGUUAUAGUAAGAAUAAUGAUGCUCUAAAUGUAUGCAAAUGUAUGUGAAUGGUGUAAAGAAGUAGUGGCAAUAAGACAUAUCCCACAAUCCAUGCAUACGACCAAAGUUUUUGUGUCGUGGUGGUAAAGCAGCAGGAGACCGACCAAGAAGCAGAGGUAGGGACAUUAUUAUUUUGCUCCACGCAACAACCUAUAGUUGCCAAUAUUCUUGUCCUUCAUUUCUCUCUCGGCCAUAAUUCAGAUUAAGAUUGAUCAGUUGACCUCCAUGGUUUCUGCCUCUCUCCUGCUACGUCAACACGGUCAGACAUUGCUCAGGAAAAAUAAUAUCAGAUACGGUGGUACUGUUCGAAAAUAUACACAAAACACAAAAGUGUUGUGCAAUGGCGGCUUGUUGCCAAGGUCGUAUGUUUGUUUGUUUGUUUGUUGGUUUGUUUGUACAACAUUCGCCAGUGUUUUAAGUUCACCUGUCUAAAAUCAAAAAUAUAUUGGGUCGACUCGAGUCAAUGCAAAAUAUAUUUUGAUCGGCGCGACUUUGGAGCGCCUGUCUGAACCGGGGUAACAUACUUUAAUACUAGGGCACAAGGCCUACAUACGUCACGAACCAGCCACAACGCAACCAACGGUCCUUGAUCGAACCUGGGUCGGAUUGCAAUAACAGGUCUUAAAGCUGUCUAUGCGUGUUAUUUAGACGGUCGUAGAGUUCUCGCUUCCAGUUGGUCCAUAGACCAUUAAUUGCAAUGACAUCUGAACGUUAGCCUGCGUAGGGAUUGAUAGAAAUGGCCUACAGUUGGGAAGUUCUUUUCAUGCAUCUGUACAUGUGUGGUGAACAUUUUUUUAGCUUACUGUUUUUAAAUUGAUAAGUGUUUGUAUAAAUUGUAAAGUAGAAGAUAACUGCUUGCAGAAAAUAUUUUUUUCAGGAUAGAACGAUUAGAAGGAAUCCUCUAAAGAAAUAUAAUGACACUAUACUGCAUACAUUUUGUACAUUUAAUACCAUUUUGUAUUGAAUUGGUGAUUUUUUUAUUUUUGUUUUGAUUUUUGUUUUCACCCCGUUUGUGAAUAAAAUUAUGUUUUGAAGAGGGCCUAUA
Patiria miniata (bat star) is the source of this 2952-nucleotide messenger RNA. Its product is annotated as sulfotransferase 1A1-like. NCBI's taxonomy places the organism in Eukaryota, Metazoa, Echinodermata, Asteroidea, Valvatida, Asterinidae. Gene Ontology annotation, biological process: sulfation. The coding region runs from base 213 to 1178 and encodes 321 amino acids. The record is from RefSeq and is a predicted model, not a curated record. The transcript is spliced from 9 exons. Gene Ontology annotation, cellular component: cytoplasm. Gene Ontology annotation, molecular function: sulfotransferase activity.